AUGCAAUUGGAAGAAGGUUCAUCUGAACAGUUGGAUCUUACAAUUAAGGCCACACGUGCUGAAGUCGAGCUCACGUAUUUGAAGAUCAAAGGGUUUCUGAAAUCAAAACUACAAAAACCAAGUACGUCAAACACUAUUGCUACCCAACAAAUUGUACAACCAGUGAACAGUGUCCAGUCUAGAGUUAAGCUGCCGGAAAUAAAACUUCCGCAUUUCGAUGGAUCCAUUCGGGAUUGGCCUACAUUCCGAGACACUUUCAAAUCGCUGAUUGAUUCUACUCCUCAGCUCAGCAAUGUAGACAAAUUUUCGUACUUAGUCUCGUCCCUUUCGAAAGAAGCAAAACGUGUAAUCGAAGUUAUUGAGGUUACAUCAGCAAACUAUUGUGUAGCGUGGGAACUAUUAGAAAAGAGGUACGAGAACAAAUACCUCAUUGUUAAAGCGUACAUCGAUGCGCUAUUCAAUGUCGAGCCUAUGAAAAGGGAGUGCUAUGACUCUCUCAACAAGCUCAUCGAUGAAUACGAACGUAACCUUCGAAUGCUCGAGAAGGUUGGUGAGCACCCGGAGGACUGGAGCACACUUCUCGUUUUCAUGCUCAGUUCAAGGCUUGACAUCGCUACCAUGCGUCACUGGGAGACGCAUAGAAGAUCCACUAAUGUUCCUACGUACCAAGAACUGAUCGAUUUCUUGAGAAGUCACAGUUUGAUCCUGCAAUCUGUAGCAGCUUCGAAACCUCGAUCUAGUGAACCUACCCGUACAACUUCCUCAACUCGUAACGCCUCCUCCAAACUAACCUCGGCGCAUUCCGCCAUAUCGUCGUCGCAGAAAUACUGCGUUUUCUGCAAGCAAUCCUCUCAUUCGCCCUUCCAUUGUGAAGCCUUUCGGAAGAUGACCGCUACCGAGCGGUUCGAAUCAACCAAAAAGAAUUCGCUGUGCAUCAACUGCCUUUCUCCUUCCCAUCAAAUGAAGAACUGUUCGAGUGGAGCCUGUCGAGUGUGCAACCAAAAACAUCAUACGAUGCUGCAUCAACGAACCAAUCAACCCUCUACUAGCCAACCAACCCAAACCCAACCAUCGAAGUCGUCGUCGUCGCCUGGUUCACAGUCAUCCUUUUCGCCGUCCGCUCAAACAAACCACUCGCAGUCCUCUCAUGCAAGCAAGCCCUCAACUUCGUCUAUUGAGAACCAAGCCCCCACAAUCUCUGCCCUUUCGACCCAAUACGCCUCAUCGUCGCUCACCAAACAACAUCAUCGUGUUCCUUCAACGGUGCUGCUGUCUACAGCUCUGGUCAAAGUCUUUGAUCCAUCGGGAAAAUCCUUGUGGGCCAGAGCUCUGCUGGACUCCGGAUCCCAGCUGAAUUUCGUAUCGGAGCAACUCGUCCAGAAGCUGAAGCUGAAACGAUCCAAAGAUUUUCUUCCUAUCAGCGGUGUUGGAUUGUCGUCUACCUCUUCCAAAUAUUCGGUCGUCGCUCGUAUCCAAUCCCACCACGCAGACUUCGAGACCACUUGGAGAUUCCAUGUCCUUUCGAGGAUUACAAUGGAGUUACCAACACAAGCAGUGGAUGUAUCCAGCCUUCAGUUACCUUCGGACAUUGUUCUUGCUGACCCUUCGUUCGGGGAACCCGGUCCAAUCGACCUAAUUUUCGGCGCAGAGAAUUUCUUUGAUUUGAUGCGAGAAGGUCAAGUCAAAACUGGCCCCUAUCAACCCAGCCUACAAAAUACGGCACUAGGAUGGGUAGUAUCAGGGAAGGUCCAGUCAGGAAUCGUACAAUCUUCGGUCGUCAACCUUGCCUAUUCCACUGCAACCAUCGAAGAACAACUAGCUCGAUUCUGGGAGAUCGAGUCUUGCCAAACUAGUAGCACUUUGUCGUUGGAAGAAACUGCCUGUGAGGAGCACUUUGCCAAAACAACUACCCAGGAUUCAACUGGUCGAUUUGUCGUUGCUCUUCCAAAACGUGAGACAGCCUUUGCAAAACUUGGCAGUUCAAAAGUCGUUGCUACUCGUCGGUUCCUGUCCCUUGAACGUCGGCUCAACGCUGAUCCUCAACUGAAGCAAGCAUACACAGCGUUCAUCAACGAGUACGCGGAGCUCGGUCACAUGAAGCUAGUGGACAAUCUAGAAACGCAGCUACCAACCUACUUUCUACCACACCAUUGUGUUGUCAGACCAGACAGCAUUACUACAAAGCUGAGAGUGGUCUUCGACGCAUCUUGCGCAACGGAUACAGGAGUGUCGCUGAAUGACACUCUCAUGGUGGGUCCACAAGUGCAAGACGAUCUUGUCACCAUUAUCUUGCGCUUUCGCAUUCCACAGUUUGCCAUCAUCUCCGACAUCGAGAAGAUGUAUAGGCAAAUUGGAAUGAACCCGAACGAUCAGAUGCUUCAACUGAUCCUUUGGAGAGAUUCUCCUUCAGAACCAAUCCGGACAUACCAACUCACAACCGUGACGUAUGGUACAUCGUCCGCUCCGUACCUCGCAACAAAAUGUCUGCAAACACUCGCUGAAAUCGGAUCGACAAGCCAUCCAGCAGCAGCUGCUGUCGUGGGCAAGGAUUUUUAUAUGGAUGAUCUGCUCACUGGUGUCAACAGUAUCGAAGAAGGUCAGGAACUUGUACAGCAGCUACUCCAGUUGAUGAAUUCGGCUGGACUACAACUUCGUAAGUGGGCAUCCAAUUGUCCACAGAUUCUUGAAGUCGUCCCUGAACACUUAAGGGAUGAGCGUACACUUCUCGAUCUCGAAGCAGCUUCUCCGGUUAAAACUCUCGGCCUGCAAUGGAACACUCGCACGGACGAAUUCUGCUUUGAGGUGCCGAAGCACAGUGAUGUCUACCCUAUAACCAAGCGCAUCGUUCUUUCGGAUAUCGCUCGGCUCUUCGAUCCACUGGGACUUGUUGGUCCAGUGGUAGUGCAAGCGAAGCUGUUCAUGCAACAAUUGUGGAGAGAAGGAAAAACCUGGGACGAUGAACUCAGUGACUCUGCUCAACAACUUUGGGCAGAAUUUCGACAAAACUUGCAGGACAUAGCGAACUUAAGCGUUCCACGGUGGGUACUUGCUACUCCAAGUGUAGUUUCUGUUGAACUACAUGGGUUUUGUGACGCCUCAACUCGCGCCUAUGGUGCCUGCAUCUACGUAAGGACAGUUGCAUCGAACGGAGAUGUCUUCGCAAACCUGCUCACUGCAAAAUCCAAGGUGGCUCCACUUGGAAACUCGAAACGAAACCCAACCAUAAGUCUGCCGCGUCUAGAGCUCUCUGGCGCGCUUCUUCUAAGCCACCUCUUCGAAAAGGUCGAAUCCAGCACCAGUCUCCAUGCCAGGAGUUUCUUCUGGACGGAUUCAACGAUAGUCUACCAUUGGCUAUCCUCUAACCCAUCUCGUUGGAAAACGUUCGUGGCAAACCGGGUGUCGGAGAUCCAACGAAUCACUGCCAAAGGAAUCUGGGCACACGUGCCUGGUCUAGAAAACCCAGCGGACGUCAUUUCCAGAGGAAUGCCUCCAAACGAACUAAAAGAUUUCACCCCUUGGUGGAAUGGACCCGACUGGCUUCGACAGCCCUCUCGUUUCUGGCCAUCGCUUACUGCUCCUGUUCACGAAGAAUUCCCGCCUGACCAGCUCGAAGAACGUAUCGUAGCACUGCCAGCACAAAUCAUCCAGCCAAACGAAUUGUUUUUGCUGUAUUCAUCGUUCACGAAGUUGGUACGCAUCGUAGCUAUCAUUCUUCGGUUUCGCCACAACUCAAACCCUCAGAAUCGGGACGAGAAACGAACGGGGUUCCUAUCUGCAGUCGAACUAGUUCAAAGUACAGAACAGCUAGUGAAGAUCGCUCAGGAAGAAAGGUUUCCUCACGAUAUCGCGGAUGUGCUUCGCUAUGGGCAGGUCAAAAGGAAUUCGCGGUUGAAAAUGCUUCUUCCACACCUGGCGAAUGGCAUAUUGCGUGUCGGUGGCCGGCUGAGGAACGCUCCAGUGCCGUACAACCAACGACAUCCUAUGAUUCUGCCGGACAAGCAUCCACUGACUGACCUGAUCCUGAAGUUCUACCACCUCAACAACCUCCACGCUGGACCCCAGCUGAUAACAGCUGCAGUUAGGGAACGAUUCUGGCCACUUCGUAUUCGCGACCAAGCGCGACAAGUGGUACAUUCGUGUCUAAGAUGUUUCCGCUGCAAACCUGACGUCAUGGAACAGCUCAUGGGCGAACUACCAACAGAACGAGUUACGCCUACGCUACCAUUCCUUCGCUCUGGAGUGGACUACUGUGGGCCCUUCUUCUAUCGUACAAGCAGAAAAGGGGCUCCUACCAAGUGUUACGUCGCCAUUUUCGUCUGCAUGGUGACAAAAGCUGUUCAUGUCGAAUGUGUAGCAGAUUUGUCCACAAGUUCUUUCAUCGCCGCCCUGAGACGUUUCGUUGCCCGGCGAGGGAAGCCACAAUUAAUCGAGUGCGAUAACGCGCUAAAUUUCAGAGGUGCCAAGCGUGAGCUGGACGAGCUUGUCCGUCUCUUUGGCACUCAACAACACCAGCAUCUCGUAACCAGUAGAUGUGCUGAAGAUGGUAUCUCGUUCAAGUUCAUACCACCGAGAUCCCCAAAUUUCGGUGGCCUUUGGGAGGCCGCUGUCAAAUCUCUCAAGAAGCAUCUUCGUAGCACUCUACUGAACACUAUUCUGUCGCUGGAUGAAUUUCUAACUCUCCUCACACAAACUGAAGCCUGUCUCAAUUCUCGUCCACUGACCCAGCUCACUGCAGAUCCAAACGACCUCGAGGUGCUCACCCCAGGGCAUUUUCUGGUCCAUCGUCCACUCAUCGCAAUACCCGAGCCAAGCCUGGCUGAUGUUCCGAUGAAUAGGCUCGACCGGUAUCAGCAGACCCAGGAAUACGUUCGUCGGAUAUGGAAGCAGUGGCAGUCCGAAUACCUUUCUGGACUGCAGCCUCGAACUCGUUGGACUCACCAGCGGGACAACAUCAAAGUGGGUACAAUGGUCUUGCUGAAGGACGACAACCUUCCACCGAUGAAGUGGAGACUAGGACGAGUGACGCAGGUGUUCAGAGGAGACGACAACUUCGUUCGAGUGGUGGCAGUUCGGACAAAGGACGGCGAGUUCCGGCGUGCCAUUACAAAGAUCUGCGUGUUACCAAUCCAGCAACCCGGCGGAGAUCCAUCCGCUGACGAACCAGAAGGAAAUUAG
Aedes albopictus (Asian tiger mosquito) is the source of this 5175-nucleotide messenger RNA. RefSeq lists its product as uncharacterized. NCBI's taxonomy places the organism in Eukaryota, Metazoa, Arthropoda, Insecta, Diptera, Culicidae. The record is from RefSeq and is a predicted model, not a curated record. Gene Ontology annotation, biological process: DNA integration. The coding region runs from base 1 to 5175 and encodes 1724 amino acids. Gene Ontology annotation, molecular function: nucleic acid binding. The transcript has a single exon.